CUUUUAUAUGAGGGUGAUAAAAUACUUUAGAUGUUUUUUAUAAAGCAAUGCAACACCUUUGCGUAAAAUUUAUAAAUAAAUCAAUUGCCAAAGGUGGAACUUUUAAUUUGGACUUCUAAUUGCAUGCAAUGGGAGACAAAAAAGGGGGUUACAAAUGGAAAAGGGGAAGGAAUGUUUAAAUGGAGGGAGGAUAGCUGGCCAAAAAGCAAGAAAAUUGGUGAAGAAAAAAGAUCAGAUUUCUCCUCCAACUUCUCCAUUUCCGACGAGCGGCGAGCGGCGGCACUCAUCUUAGUGGAUUUUUCCAGUCAAAAUAGACAAGGUGGCCGGAGCGAGGCAACACAUAAUCCGGCGGUAGGAGUGGAUGAGGCGGCGAUGCCGGUAAGUGGUGGCAACGGAGAUGGCGGCGACGAUGACCGGCGGCAACAGAGAUAGUGAUGCCGGCGACCGGCAACAACAGAGAUGACUGGCGGCGACAUUGGCAAAGAUGGCAUGUGGCAGACCGGUGAUAUCCGGUGACAGCGGGGACCGGCAGCGAUGAUGUCCGGCGGCGGCAGGUCUAGGUGAUGUUGAAGUUGGCGUUAACUUGUGGUGCGCAUGAACUUUCGUGUUGUAUAUGCUUUUAUUUAUUAUUCUAUUUUGUAAUUUAUCAUUCAAUAAACAUGUAGCCUUUUCAUUAAGGGUAGUUUUGUCCAUUCAUCUAUUUUUUACUCCUAU
Cuscuta europaea is the source of this 714-nucleotide messenger RNA. The record is from the annotation of a GenBank genome assembly. Lineage: Eukaryota; Viridiplantae; Streptophyta; Magnoliopsida; Solanales; Convolvulaceae.